AUGGCUCGAACAAUACCCGCAUACUCGCACAUGCGCUGGUCUCACACGCACACACAGAGUUUGGAGUGUGAGGAGCGACUCCUUGCGAGAUGCAACAGGCCUCGAGUCAACUCUGCCAUAUUUGUAUCAGCCGAGCCGACGGGUUUUGCCGCUUUCGAUGCAGGAGAGUUCUUGAGACGUCAUGGCUCACAGUCCAAAUUAUGCCGCAAGGCUAGAUCAGCAGAUAAUAUACCACUCACUACACUCAGCGAUUCAUCUGAACGCCUUUGUAAAAUAAAACAAAGAGAAGAAACUAUCAACGAAGAAGCAAGCAAAUCAGACGACAGUAGUAGUGUUGAAACUGUGAAACAUUUUGGUCUACCAAUUCUGUCCGUUUCCGGUCCGUCGCCCCCCGAUGAGGACUACGACCAGAUAGAUGAGUAUCUGUAGCAUUUCCAUACCGGUUUCCAGCUCAAGUAUGUGCUGGAAAAAAUGCGGCCUCCUUGGCCCAGUCCUGCUCCAAGUCCUUAAGCUGAGAAUAUUUGGCUGACAUGAACAUUUAUGGAAUUACCUUAGGAUUAUUAUCUCUUGUGAUAUGGUGUACUCUUAGUGAGUGUGUGUUAAAAUUAUUGGAUCCGGCAGUAUUCAACGAAUGUUCGGGAACUCUCGCCUAAAAUUCUCGUCAGUAGCUAUAUAAUGCGUGUCUUGUUGAGGGACCAUAGUCUUUACAGAAUGGUGUUUCUUUUGUCAGUCCUUAGCAUUGAUAUUUUUGUAUCUAUAUCCUCUUGUGUCUUUGAUGAGUGUCUAAAGUAAGGUUAAAUCUACAAAUACUUAGAUUUUUAAUAUCACCUAAUUGUAAUUAAGGAUUGCACAAUAAAUUUAUGAUCUAUAAUGACGUCUAUAUUAACAGUGCCACUUUUAAAUACUUUAAGUCUUUUAAGAAAACGGGAUGGAUGUCAUCAUAUUCUUUAAGGCGAAUUAAGAUAUCAAGAAAACUAUGUAUAUAGUUAUUCCUAUGCAGUGUCUUAGAUAUUAUCAUUUAAUCUAGUAUCAUGAUUAUUUGAAUAAUUUGUAUGUAUGACAGUAGAUAUUAUACUGAAAUAAUUUUUUAUUGCUUGAUAAAUUAGAUGCAAAUGAUAUCAUCUUAAGUGUAUGUAAUAUUAGCUAUUAUCCUGACUGACAUGAAUUUUUCAACGUUUUAGUGUCUAAUAAUGAUUUGUAGAUUAGUGUAUUAAUAGAUAAAAACAAACAUAAUGACACUAAUAUAAAUGGAAACGUUGAAUAAGUUAUGUUUUAAAUUCAGACUUGUAGUAAUAAAUCUAUGAAAGAUGUGAAGGUUGAAUUUUGGUCCAAUGAUAAUUAUGUCUUAUCUGCACAUGGUGUUUUAGAGAGUAAGAAAAAGUAUUGUUUUACUAGGAAAAGAGUUGGUUUUGAGGGAUACGCUAUAUAACAAUGUGUGUUUAGUUUGAUUAAAGUAACAUUAUGAUUCUUAGAGACAUAUUAAAGAAAUGCUAUUUAUUCGUUUUCUUCUAUAGUUAUUUUUUUAUAUCAUUAAACGUAUUUUACUAUACAGAUUUAUACUGUCAAUUAAAAAUCGACAUUGUAUAAAGUAUGUACGUUUCGAAAUUUUUAAUAUAGAUACAAUUUAAGCUAAGUCUGGCACUACAAUUAUUGGCACGAGUAAAUUAUUAUAGAUAUUGUAAAGUUAGUUUCUCAGUAACUGUCGUCUAAACUGGUGCUUGGGGACCAGAAGGACAAAUACAUGUCAAAGUAGGCCUUAUAUCCAAGUCAUGGGGUAUCUCAAACUUAUCGAUGUAAAGAUAUACUAUAUCUAUUUCAGAGCUAAGACUUUGUAAUUCCCUCCAUUUAUAAAUUUAUCCUUCGUUUUAUUAGUUAUAUUACCGAUUUUCAUCAUCGUCUAUCAAUGGACAGAUAGUUUUGUAAAUAUUAUUCCAUUAAUAUUUAGUUUCCACCAGGAAACAUCAAUACAAUCUUCUAUUUUAGACAAAUCUUAUAAUUUAAUUAUUAUAUUUAACGUAAAAAAUAUUGUUUCAUUAGAAGUAAUGGAGAUCUUGCAAACUAUUGCAAAAGUUAUGGAUAUGUAUUCGGUGUGAAUAUAUUCAAGAAAAGACAUUGUGGAUAUGGUGUGGCGGUUUACUAUUUACAAAAUAUGUAAAAGUAGUGUCAGUUGGUCCUGUAUCAUACAUGACAUUAAAGGUUUCAUUUUAAAAUAUAAAUUACACUGUGAUUUUUUGCAAUGACACAGUAAGGAAAGGUCAAUAUGCCUAUGACCUUUUGCUUUUUGGCUUCUUGUCCUGACUUCGUCCACCAUUGUAGGUGGGCGGAGCCAGCAAGUGCAGCGGGGGCGACUACUGCGGGUUUAUCUCAUUGGUCAUAAAAAAACGACUGACCAAUGAAAGCGAGCCACAGAUGUCGGCAAAUACGCAAGCGGACGUUAUUGAAUAAUGUAAAUGAGCCAAUAGAAGACCAUAACUUUUAAAGAUACUCUGAACUGCACUUACAGAUGUUAG
Diatraea saccharalis (sugarcane borer) is the source of this 2510-nucleotide messenger RNA. The record is from the annotation of a GenBank genome assembly. Lineage: Eukaryota; Metazoa; Arthropoda; Insecta; Lepidoptera; Crambidae.